AUGGACAGGGUCCCUGCCUGCUAUAGGCCAUACACCCAGGCCCACCUCUUCCCGUGCCUCUGUGCAGUCAAACCCCCAUCCCAGGCCCAGGUCCUGACCAUCCAGGCCUAUGCUGCCCAACAAGAUCUCAGCGAUAACACAGCUGUUUGGGAUGGAGGAGGGUACAUCUCUCGGGAGGAUCUCCCUAACGUCCGAAGCCGGCAGCUGUUGGAGCUCUCUGGCUCAGGCAACCUCCACAUCUCUUUCCACUUUCACAUCAGGGACAAGUACCCCUUACACUACCACACCCAUAACUUCUACUGGGACAAGUACACCUGCUCCAACUGGACAAGUACCUCUUAUGCUACCACCUCCAUAACUUCUACUGGGGCAAGUACACCUAGUCCAACUGUGAGUGACACUACCACAGCCCUGUCAACUUCCACCGAUGGAUCAACAUCUUCAACUAUCACUUCUAUGACUUCUACUGCAAUUGAGACUACCUCUACUGAUACCAGCUCAUCUACUCCAACGUCUGAGGCAACCUCCACAUCUCUUUCCACUGCCACAUCAGGGACAAGUGCCUCUGAGACCACAGCAUCUACAACUUCUACUGGGACUAGUAUACUUACUUCAGCAGUGAGUGACACUCCAACAACCCUAUCAACAACUAGUGAUGGAUCAACAUCUUCAAUUAUAACAUCUGUCACUACUACUGCCACUCAGGCUACCUCUAUGGAUACCAGCUCAUCUACUCCAACGUCUGAGACAACCUCCACAUCUCUUUACACUUCCACAUCAGGGACAAGUACCUCUUACACUACCACAUUCAUAACUUCUACUGGGACAAUUACACCUUCUCCAACUCUCAUCUACUCCAAUAUCGGAGGCAACCUCCACAUCUCUGUCAACUUCUACAGCAGGGACAAGUACCUCUUACACUACCACAUUCAUAACUUCUACUGGGACAAUUACACCUUCCCCAACUGUGAGUGA
Elephantulus edwardii (Cape elephant shrew) is the source of this 975-nucleotide messenger RNA. RefSeq names its product location of vulva defective 1-like. The transcript is spliced from 7 exons. Bases 1 to 975 code for a protein of 324 amino acids. Lineage: Eukaryota; Metazoa; Chordata; Mammalia; Macroscelidea; Macroscelididae. The record is from RefSeq and is a predicted model, not a curated record.